AUGGGCAACAGUCAGCCAGCAGCUGACAGGCCCGAUGAGCGUAGCUUGAAGCUGCGGCAGCCACAGGAGGCCGGCUUCUUCGAGGUCUAUGAGAUUGGGGACCUGAUCGGGAGUGGCUCCUUUGGUCAGGUCCGCAAAUGCUGGCAGCUCCAUGAUACUCACAUGAAGUAUGCCGUGAAGGCCAUCGACACGAAAAGUGAGGUUUUCGAAGUUGCAGGCGCAUGGCUGUCUGCGCGGAAGGAAGCGAGCGUGCUUCAGUCUGUGUCGCACCCGCACAUCGUCCAGCUGAUAGAAGUCUUUGAAAAGGAGAGAUGGCUGUUUCUCGUGAUGGACUACGUCAGCGGCGGACAACUCUUUCAGGCGCUGGCGAACCCGCGGACGGCAAUUACUGAGGGCUGCGUGGCCCUCAUUGGAAGCCAGCUACUGCAGGCACUGCAGCACCUGCACCUGCGUCGUAUCAUCCACCGCGACGUCAAGGCGGAGAAUAUCCUGCUCGUGGAGGAUCCUGCCAAGACGAGGCGGUGGCAUAUCAAGCUCAUCGACUUCGGUCUUGCGCUGCGCAUGGAGCACUCCUCCAGCUUCAUGUUCCGCAUGUGUCAGCAGGAGCCUCCGCUCGAGCACCUGGUAUGUGGCACGGCCUACUACUGCGCGCCUGAGGUGUGGUUCCAUGACUACUCUCCAAGCGUGGAUGUCUGGGCCGCUGGCGUAGUCAUGUACCUGGCAAUUCUUGGGCAGUUUCCCUUCCACGAUCGGAACCCAGCGAACCUGGAGGUGUUGAUCUGCGAGGAGGAUCGAGAACCCAGCUACAGGCCGAUCUGUUCCCGGGAUCAUCCUGGCUAUCAGGCUUCUGGUGUGGCUACGGCUGCCCUGAAGCAGCUGCUGACCAAGGCGAGGGAGGAUCGGCCGGAUGCCUGCACCGCACUGCACCUGGAGUGGUUCAAGACGGCCCACGACAGGAACCUGGACUGGUGGCAUGGCCGGGAGGGGGCCUCCAGCGUCGCUGGGGUCCGCCUUGUGGCCCCUUGGGACCAGGUGAUUCCUCCCACGUUGCGAGCCAAGGCAGGGCGCGCGGCACUGCCUCCGGCAAUCGAAGCAGCGCAGGAGGAGAAGAGAACGCAAGCGCUGGAAGCAAUGAAGAUGCGAAGUACAGCUGCCAGCAUGGGCAAGGUAGUUGUUCGGCGCCACCCGCGUCUGUCUGGACGAGAGGCGGUGCGCCCUUCACCGAUCUUCGAGCCUCUGGAGGUCUCAGCAGAGCAUGCAUUUCUUGAGCCGAGAGGUCUGGGUAUGCCGGUGCUGCACGACAUCGUCUCUACUGCGACCUUCAGCGACUCAGAGGGCGAGGAUUUUGUCCGCCCUCGCCUGGCGCUGCUAUGCAGCUGCGAGCCCGCGGAGCAUCGAUGA
Messenger RNA from Symbiodinium pilosum, 1401 nucleotides. NCBI's taxonomy places the organism in Eukaryota, Dinophyceae, Suessiales, Symbiodiniaceae. The record is from the annotation of a GenBank genome assembly.